AUGCCUAUGCCUAAUUCUAGUGCUAAUAAGCAAGAGGAGUUUCAGGGGUGCUAUUUCCAGUGCUUUUACAACCAACCAGUUCGAAGGAAGCAAAUGCGCUCCAGUGAGGAUGACCUGUUUUGCCCACGUACUUCUCCUUCUCUGUUGCCACUAUUGUUCAGUGGGUUAGGGAUUCAUGUGCGUUCCCUUAACAAAUUGAAUGCAAGUGAUGGUUCAUUCAAGCUCUCAGGAAACAUCUCAGGUCCUGAUGUUUACACAGUGAAAGUAUACAGGCCCAAAUUGAUGGAUAAGAGAUGUGAAAAGAAUCUUAAGAAUUAUUUGAUACCAUGAGCAAUGCUCUUCUCUAGGGUGGAUGGGAACUCGCAUAAAUGGAUUGAUGCUGGAAAUCGAGGUAAAAUGGAUGAGCUUAUAAGGAAGAAGAAGAGUAGUAGAAAUCAUUCACCUCCUCCAUUUUACCAAGGCAAGAAUAAGUUCUUUGCCAUGGGUGAGUCUACAAGAAAGGCAGCAGGAAAUCACAGUAUUAAGACUGUUCAUGAUGUGCCACUCA
Molecule: messenger RNA, 547 nt
Organism: Solanum stenotomum
Lineage: Eukaryota; Viridiplantae; Streptophyta; Magnoliopsida; Solanales; Solanaceae
Exons: 2
Coding region: 1-330 (109 amino acids)
Source: RefSeq, a predicted model, not a curated record